This is a messenger RNA of Drosophila melanogaster (fruit fly), 1070 nucleotides long. It is a transcript of the gene Prosalpha6, whose product is annotated as proteasome alpha6 subunit. The transcript has 3 exons. The record is from RefSeq and is marked reviewed. Bases 93 to 932 code for a protein of 279 amino acids. Lineage: Eukaryota; Metazoa; Arthropoda; Insecta; Diptera; Drosophilidae. Gene Ontology annotation, biological process: ubiquitin-dependent protein catabolic process; protein catabolic process. Gene Ontology annotation, cellular component: cytoplasm; proteasome core complex; nucleus.
ACAGUUUGUUUGUGUCUCCCGGCGUGCCAUAACUAACUAUCGGGCAUUUCUACUUGUCAUCAUUGAGCUCAGCGGCUUGCAUUUCAAAAGUCAUGUUUCGCAACCAGUACGAUAGCGAUGUUACUGUGUGGAGUCCGCAGGGACGUCUCCACCAGGUGGAGUACGCAAUGGAGGCCGUGAAACUUGGCACCGCAACCGUGGGCCUGAAAAAUAAAGAUUACGCUGUACUUGUCGCCCUGUGUAAGCCGACAUCGGAGCUAUCGGAUACCCAGCGCAAGAUCAUCCCAAUCGACGAUCACCUGGGCAUUUCCAUUGCUGGCCUCACGGCUGAUGCCCGCGUCCUUAGCCGGUACUUGCGCUCCGAGUGCCUGAACUACAAGCACUCGUACGAUACAACCUAUCCAGUCUCGCGUCUGAUCACUAACCUGGGCAACAAGAUGCAGACGACCACUCAGCGCUACGAUCGCCGUCCGUAUGGAGUGGGCCUUUUGGUCGCCGGCUACGAUGAGAGGGGUCCGCACAUCUAUCAGGUCACGCCAUCGGCGACCUUUUUCAAUUGCAAGGCCAAUUCGAUCGGAUCGCGUUCACAGAGUGCACGCACCUAUCUGGAGAAGAAUUUGAACAAGUUCUUGGACAGUUCCAAAGAUGAAAUCAUCCGUCACGGAAUUCGCGCUAUACUCGGUACCCUGCCUACGGAUGAGCAAGGCAAAGAUGCCGGUCAGUAUGACAUCACUGUGGCCAUCGUCGGCAAAGACCAGCCAUUCACAAUUCUCUCUAAUAAAGACAGCGCCAAGCAUGUGGCGAUUGCCAAAGAGAAUGACAAUGAUACGCCCAGGAACGACGAUGACGAUGAUCGCCCAUCCCCCCCAGAGGAACCAGCAGCCGGACCACGCGACCCAGAAGUCCUGGUUGCAACCGAGCAGCGUCCAUAGGCAUUUAUAGGGCUAUGAAAGCAUCUUAACCAUUAAAAAUGUAAGAUUCAAGGAUACAAUAAAAUUGUUCAUGCAUUUGCAUAGAUCCUAAAACGGAACAAACUGAAUAAAUGAAUACAAAAAAUCAAUGUUAUGGGU